Messenger RNA from Rotaria sordida, 909 nucleotides. The record is from the annotation of a GenBank genome assembly. Lineage: Eukaryota; Metazoa; Rotifera; Eurotatoria; Philodinida; Philodinidae.
AUGUCCGAUGAAAAGAUAUAUACUAUCUCAGAUCUUCAUGUGGAUGAUGAUGAGAAUAUGAAAUGGGUUGAAAAAUUGUCAAAUGAUAAAUAUUUAAAUGAUACAGUAAUUAUUGCAGGUGAUGUUACACAUGUUCUAUCCAAAUUAGUACAUACAUUAAAAUUAUUCAAGUCAAAAUUUAAAGAUGUUUACUAUUGUCCGGGCAAUCAUGAAUUAUGGACAAAAUCAUUAAGAGAAGAUGAAGAAUUACAAAUUUAUAAUUCCAUAGAAAAAUUUCACUAUAUAUUAGAAAUUUGCGAUGAUAUUGGUAUACAUACAAGACCUGGUGUUACUAGUCAAGGUGUAACUAUUGUACCCUUGUAUGGAUGGUAUGAUGAUAGUUUACAUAUGCCGGUUCCAAAUAUUGAAAGUGACUUACAACUCUGGACGGAUUAUUAUCGAUGUCAAUGGACAGAUGAAGUACCACAACGUGAAGCUGCAAAAUAUUUUGUUAAUCUAAAUGAGCAACAUUUAUCCAGUUUAAAUAAGAAUAAAAGCAACUCAAAAAUCAUAACAUUUUCACAUUUUUUAACAAGCAAAAAAUUAAUGCAGGCAUAUCGUAGUGAAAUGUCUCGUCGUCGACAAAAAUGGCUCGAAAGUCAAAACAACACACCACAAAAUGAAGAAAUAGCAAGCGGAACAUUGACAGCUAAUUUUUCAUUAGUGGCUGGAACUGAAUUAUUAGAUGAGCAAUUAAAAUUAAUUAAACCACAAAUACACAUAUUUGGUCAUAGUCAUCGUAAAAUGAUAUUGGAUAUUGGUGAUGGUAUAAAAUAUAUAAAUAAUCCACUUGGUUAUACAAGAGAAAGAGAAAAUGGAUUAAUUGAGCCGCCACAUGAACUUUACGAAAUAAAUUUAAUGGAAAAAUAA